AUGGCGAGGGAGAGAGGAGAGGCGGGGAACGAGUCCGGCGAGUCAUCUCGUCGGGAGGAGGAGCUUAACCCGGUGGAGGAGGUGCAGCGAAUAAUCGAAUCGAUGGUUCAGUUCGGGGAGUACCGAAAGACGCAGCGGAGGGAGUGCCAGAACCUCGUGCGCCGUUUCAAGCUCAUGUUGCCGCUCUUGGAAGAGCUUCGCGACCUCCCACAACCCUUUCCUCAAAGCGGCGUCGCUUGGUUAACCAAAUUCAAGGAAGCACUUUUGUUCGCUAAGGAUUUGUUGCAAUUGUGCAGCCAAGGAAGCAAGAUUCACCUCUCUAUGGAGAACGAGAUUGUAAUGGGCACGUUUCAGAAAGUGUAUGAAAAAUUAAGCCAAGCGUUUGAUGGUGUGCCUUGUGAGGAAAUGGGUAUUUCGGAUGAAGUCAAAGAGCAGCUUGAGCUAAUGCACGUGCAACUCAGAAGAGCCAGGAGAAGAACUGAUACACAGGACAUAGAACUUGCAAUGGAUAUGAUGGUAGUGUUCUCUGACGAGGAUGACAGAAAUGCUGAUAGUGCUAUAAUCGAGAGGCUGGCAAAAAAGUUGGAGCUCUAUAGUGUUGAGGAUCUUAACAUGGAAACAGUGGCCAUUAGGAACCUUGCAGCAGAAAGAAAUGGGCAACAGAUUGAGAGUACUAAGCGAAUAAUUGAUCUUCUUAACAAAUUUAAACACGUUGCAGGCAUGGAAGAAACCAGUGUCCUUGAUGAUCCUGUCGCACCCAAGACGCUAGAUAGGUGCACCUCUAUGGUCAUCCCUCACGAGUUUCUCUGCCCAAUAACACUAGAAAUCAUGACAGAUCCUGUUAUUAUAGCAAGUGGACAGUCAUAUGAAAGGGAAAGCAUAGAGAAGUGGUUCCAAUCCAACCACAACACAUGCCCAAAGACUAGGCAAUGUUUGGAACACACGUCAUUGGCACCAAACUGCGCAUUGAAAAGCUUGAUUGAAGAAUGGUGUGAGAACAACAACUUCGAGCUUCCUAAAAAUUACAAUUCAGCUCAAGAAAGUUGUUCCGCAGUCAGCAAAGAGAAAAUUCCAGGUUUGGUUCAGAGUCUAUCCUCCAUUCAUUUAGAAGAACAGAGAAAGUCAGUGGAGACGAUACGUAUGAUAUCAAAAGAAAACGCUGAGAAUAGGGUUCUGGUUGCUGAACAUGGAGGAAUACCACCACUAGUGCAACUCCUGUCGUAUCCAGAUUCGAAAAUACAAGAGAAUGCUGUGACAGCACUUCUAAACUUAUCACUUGAUGACGGUAACAAGAUAAUUAUAGCCAAAGAAGGUGCCAUUCCAGCAAUCAUAGAUGUUUUGGAGAAUGGUAGUUGUGUGGCUAAGGAAAACUCUGCAGCAACUUUAUUUAGCUUGUCAAUGCUUGAUGACAUUACAGAGCUUAUUGGUCAAUUAAAUGGGUUUCCCCCUUUGGUGAAAUUAUUGAAGAAUGGAACAAUCAGAGGGAAGAAAGAUGCUCUCACAGCUCUUUUUAACUUAACUCUCAACCAUGCAAACAAAGGCAGGGCCAUUAGGGCUGGCGUUGUGACACCCUUACUUCUCUUGCUCAAGGACACAAACUUAGACCUGAUUGAUGAGGCUCUCUCCAUUUUAUUACUCCUUGUAUCAAAUCAAGAAGGACGACAAGAGAUUGGACAACUUACUUUCAUUGAAACCCUUGUUGAGUUCAUGAAAAGAGGGACUCCCAAAAACAAGGAAUGUGCAGCAGCAGUUCUUCUUGAGUUGUGCUUAUAUACCUCAUCCUUUCUACUUGCAGCACUUCAGUUUGGAGUGUAUCAUGACUUAAUAGAAAUCAAACAAAAUGGGACAAGUAGAGGACAGAGGAAAGCAAUGGAAAUCUUAGAUCUCAUAAGCAAGAACGAACAAAUCUGA
Messenger RNA from Sphenostylis stenocarpa, 1911 nucleotides. The record is from the annotation of a GenBank genome assembly. Lineage: Eukaryota; Viridiplantae; Streptophyta; Magnoliopsida; Fabales; Fabaceae.